AUCAUGGUAGAGGUCGUACUAUUGAAAGGAAGACAUGUGCAAACAUAGAGAUAGAGUUACGCGAGUAACGAGUUCCUAUUGCUCAAAUAUGAAGUUUUUUAAUUUUUAUCUUUAUAAUGAACGUUAAAUAUGUAUUCGUAUGAGUGAAUAAUUUACAUUUAUGUUUGUGUUUCGUUAACCAUUCGACUGCGAACAUGUCGUUGACGAAAGUGCACACGGUUUUUCGAAUACGAUGUAACCAAAUCAGUGAAAUACUGUAUUUGUCACGUUAUAAAGGUUCGAUCAGUUUCGAUACUUGCAGAGGUAUCGCAAGCAAAAUUAAUAAUGAGGAAACAUCGAAUGAAGUUUCUGAAUACCGUCAUUCAACAGAAGUCAUUAAACCUAAUAAUGCAAGAGGUUAUACUCAUGUUUCAAAAGAUGUUAAUUUUGCAAGUUGUAAUGCAGAUAAAGAAUUUCUUGAAAUGAUGGCAAGAGGGUUGAAUAAAUAUCAUUUAGAAGAAGAAUCUAAUACAUUACAACAUAAAUAUAGUAAUAGUGCUCAUAAUUUAUCAAAACAUAUAAAUAAUGUUGUACCUAAACUAUCAAAUAAAUUCAGUUCAGAAGAAGCAACUCUGGAUGCAAAUGAAAAUGGUGUUUACGAUGCAUCAGAAAAUGUAAACAAUAAUCUACCAGAAGUUUCAAUUGAACCGGAUUCUGUUAACCUAAUCGAUAAAUGUGAUUUUGAUUCUAAUGAUGCAUUAACAGAUUCAGACGAGAAACCACCAAGUCCUUUAGAUACAUGUACAGAAGAUCUUUCUCAUAUUGGACCUUAUAUGACACCAACUUAUAAUUUCGCUAAAAUUGCUGAUGAUUCAAUUACUCUCCAACAGCUAAUCAAAUUAGGUGUAAAAUUAUAUAAAUUAGAAAAAUACAGAGAUGUAUUUGAAAUGCUAGUAAAUCUUGACUUUGAUAAAGAUAUAAAACCCUAUAUCAGAUUUUUGAAUGAUUGCCGUGUACUGCCAGAUAAUCUUGGUAAUUUUAUCACCGAGAAUCCUAAAAUUUUUAAAGAGGACAUGGAAGACCUUCACACAAGAAUAAGAUACUUAAUAGUUCACAAAUUUACCCCUGAAAUGAUUGCAAAAAUUAUAAAUUGCAAUCCUCUCUGGUUAUCAUUUAAGACACAAGAAAUAGAUAGAAGAUUAGGUCAUUUUCAAAAUACUUUUAAACUAACUGGUUCUGAAGUAAGGCACGUGGCAACAAAAUGUCCCAAGCUUAUAACAUACAAUGAGAAACACAUAGAGAGAAAUUUCUUCUGUAUAAAAGAGGAAAUGGGUUUCAGUCUAUGUGAGAUGAAAGAUAUAUUGAAAACGAAACCUGUUACGUGGAUGUGUAGUAAAUCAAAAAUACUGAGAGCUUUCAAUUAUGUUCAUAAUGAGAUGAAUAUAUCACAUGAACUGAUAUGUAAACAACCAGGAGUCCUAAGUUGUAGGAAGAGGAGGCUCGUGGAAAGACAUCAGUUCUUAGUGAAACUGAAUAAAAAUCAAUAUGAUCCUUCGAAACCACUGUAUAUAUCAUUAAUAGAUAUAAUUAGUGGUGAUGAUUUAACUUUUUGUACAAAUGUAGCGGGUGUUUCUACUCAUACAUUUAAUCUGUUUCUAAAAACCAUUUAAUGUUACAGCAUUUACUUUAAAUACAAUCAUGUUAUAAUAAAAA
Nomia melanderi (Alkali bee) is the source of this 1692-nucleotide messenger RNA. RefSeq names its product mitochondrial transcription termination factor 3 (gene mTerf3). The record is from RefSeq and is a predicted model, not a curated record. Lineage: Eukaryota; Metazoa; Arthropoda; Insecta; Hymenoptera; Halictidae. Gene Ontology annotation, biological process: regulation of DNA-templated transcription; mitochondrial transcription; mitochondrial ribosome assembly. Gene Ontology annotation, cellular component: mitochondrion. Gene Ontology annotation, molecular function: double-stranded DNA binding.